GAGCCAAUGAAACGGGCGUGCAGUCCCCCGGCAGCUCGCUGCGUUGUGUAACUUUUACUGCAGGUCCUCGCAGCCGCAUUCAUCGUCGCCUCCGCCGGCCCUUCGUUGGCUUAACGCGUCCCUCUCCAAGAUGGCAGCGCCGAAGAAAGUCUGCAUCAUUGGCUCCGGAAACUGGGGUUCCGCCAUUGCCAAGAUCGUGGGUGCCAAUGCUGCUCAGAAUGCACAUUUUGACACCACCGUAAAAAUGUGGGUGUUUGAGGAGAUGGUGAACGGGCGCAAACUGACCGAAAUCAUCAACAAUGACCACGAAAAUGUGAAGUACCUUCCUGGGCACCAGCUGCCAGCCAAUGUGCUGGCCGUCGCAGACCUGGUGGAGGCGUCCUGCGAUGCAGACAUUUUGGUGUUUGUGAUCCCGCAUCAGUUUGUCGGGAAAGCGUGUGACACCAUGAAGGGCAAGAUAAAGACCGACGCACUGGGGAUGUCUCUCAUCAAGGGCGUCGACGAGGGGCCCGAUGGACUUAAACUCAUCUCCGAUGUGAUCCAGGAGAAGAUUGGCAUCACCAUGAGUGUGCUCAUGGGGGCCAACAUUGCCAAUGAGGUUGCCGAUGAGAAGUUUUGCGAGACCACCAUUGGGUGCAAGAAUAAAAACCACGGGGCUCUCCUGAAGGAACUCAUGCAGACCACCAACUUCCGAGUCACUGUGGUGGAAGAGUACGAUGUGGUGGAGAUCUGUGGAGCCCUGAAGAACAUCGUUGCGGUCGGCGCCGGUUUCUGUGACGGUCUGGGCUUCGGAGACAACACGAAGGCCGCCGUGAUCCGGUUGGGCCUGAUGGAGAUGAUCGCGUUCGCCCGCAUCUUCUGCACCGCCGGUCCCGUGUCCUCCGCGACCUUCCUGGAGAGCUGCGGCGUGGCGGACCUCAUCACGACCUGCUACGGCGGCCGCAACCGCAAAGUAGCCGAAGCCUUCGUGAAGACGGGGAAGACCAUCGAGGAGCUGGAGAAGGAGAUGCUGAACGGUCAGAAGCUGCAGGGGCCGGCGACGGCCUCCGAGGUCUAUCGCAUCCUGCAGCACAAAGACCUCGUCGACAAGUUCCCACUGUUCAACGCCGUCUAUCAGAUCUGCUUUCAGGGACAUCCGGUCUCAGAGUUCAUCAGCUGUUUGCAGAACCACCCGGAGCACAUGUGAAAAAGAAAGGAAAAAAAAACGGCAAACUGACCAAGUGCCUUUUUUAAAAAGAAAAUGUCCCCCGUCUAUUUCUGCUCGGUAAGGUAAUGUUUACCUUUUCUCACCUGUUACCAAGCAGAAAUAGACGGAGGACAAGUCACUCCACAGCUAUCACACAACUGUGCGGCUCCAGCCAGCGAGGGCGAUGUUCACUCUUUCGAAGGAGGUUGCGUAACAUUGGUGCGUUCAGCUCUAGUUCGACCACUCUGUCCUUAACACUCAUUAUUAUUUUUUUUAAAGUGCUUUUCAUUUCCUGACACGCGCGACGACUUGAAGGAGUUUAGAUGAAGCCGUUUCUUUUCCCCGUGUUAUUGUCAAGAUGGCUCUUUUUUUCUUCUUUUUUUGUGCCUAAAAUGUAUUUCAUUUAAAUCCAAAUGCAUGGCGUAACAUUUCUAGAAAGCGACGAAAAAAGAAAAAAAACCAAUAAAUAUAUCCAGACUUUCACCGGAUAUCAAAUUAAUCACAAGACAAUAAUAUUCUUCCUAAGUGUUUAGUGCCUCCGGUUUUAGUCGAUCCUUGACUGCCAUUUAGGAUCAUGCAUUCAGAUUUUGACCAACCCCUAUUGACGGCCUUCUGUUGGGGGAUUUAUUGUUGUCGUCCAGUGAAUGCCAUAAUGUCUUUAUUUGCUCUAAAAGUGUCUUACAUAAUUCACUGUUUUGUCUUGUACUGUAUAUUAACGUACUGUCGAAGUAUAAGUGCCUUAGCAUGCACUGUUUCUAAUUCUUCGCAAUUUUAUUUUUGGUUUUUUGGGGUCCAACCAAAGACUUUAACUACUUUAACAUCCGUCCAAUAUUCCAUUUGUUAUUGUGACCCUGCCUGAUGGUAACUAUAUCAACAUUUGUCUGAAUAAACUAACUCUAAUCAAAUGAAAA
This is a messenger RNA of Cyclopterus lumpus (lumpfish), 2097 nucleotides long. Its product is annotated as glycerol-3-phosphate dehydrogenase [NAD(+)], cytoplasmic. The record is from RefSeq and is a predicted model, not a curated record. Gene Ontology annotation, biological process: carbohydrate metabolic process; glycerol-3-phosphate catabolic process. The transcript is spliced from 8 exons. The coding region runs from base 131 to 1186 and encodes 351 amino acids. Gene Ontology annotation, molecular function: protein homodimerization activity; NAD binding; glycerol-3-phosphate dehydrogenase [NAD(P)+] activity. Gene Ontology annotation, cellular component: glycerol-3-phosphate dehydrogenase (FAD) complex; cytosol. Lineage: Eukaryota; Metazoa; Chordata; Actinopteri; Perciformes; Cyclopteridae.